This is a messenger RNA of Vicia faba (fava bean), 1842 nucleotides long. The record is from the annotation of a GenBank genome assembly. Lineage: Eukaryota; Viridiplantae; Streptophyta; Magnoliopsida; Fabales; Fabaceae.
AUGGUUGUUGCUCAGAAACUCAAGGAAGCUGAAAUCACCGAGCAGGAUUCACUUCUUCUGACAAGGAAUCUGCUCCGAAUUGCCAUUUUCAACAUUAGUUAUAUCAGAGGACUAUUUCCUGAGAAGUACUUCAAUGACAAGUCUGUUCCGGCGUUAGAGAUGAAGAUAAAAAAGCUUUUGCCAGUGGAUGCUGAGUCUCGUAGACUGAUUGAUUGGAUGGAGAAAGGUGUUUAUGAUGCUUUACAGAAGAAAUACUUGAAGACACUUUUAUUCUGUGUGUGCGAAGCAGUGGAUGGACCAAUGAUUGAGGAAUAUGCAUUUUCCUUUAGCUAUUCGGAUUCUGAGAAGCAAGAGGUUUCCAUGAAUGUCAACCGCACUGGAAGCAAGAAACAGGGGGGAGCCUUCAAGUGUAACUCGACUACAGAUAUCACUCCCCAGCAGAUGAAGAGUUCUGCUUGUAAAAUGAUAAGAACUCUUGUUCAGUUAAUGAGAACUCUAGAGAAAAUGCCUGAAGAGCGUACCAUUCUGAUGAAGCUCCUCUACUAUGAUGAUGUGACGCCAACGGAUUAUGAGCCUCCUUUCUUCAGGGAAUGCACAGAAGAAGAAGCGAAUCAUCCUUGGGUGAAAAACCCAUUGAAAAUGGAGGUCGGAAAUGUAAACAGCAAGCAUUUUGUCUUAGCUCUGAAGGUGAAGAGUGUGCUUGACCCUUGUGAGGAUGACAAUGAGGUUGUCCAAGAUGAUAUGAGUGACGAUUCCAUGCAAAAUAAUGAGUAUUAUGACACUGACAGUGAGGUUGCUCAUUCUCAAGGGGAUCAAUAUAUAGUUGCACCCAUAGAGAAACAGCAAGCACAGGAAGAUCCUGGCGAGAUUGAUGAAGAGAAUACCCAGGACCCUGUUGAAGAUGAGCAACAAUUGGUUAGGGUCAAGGAGUGGCUCAACUGUUGUCACUUGGAUACCAUUGAUGUUACUGAUGUUCUAUCAAAUUUUCCAGACAUCUCAGUGGUUCUGACUGAAGAGAUCAUGGACAACCUUGUCAAGGAAGGUGUGCUAUCAAAAAAAGGGAACGACACCUAUGCUAUUAUUAAUAAGGACAAGAAAUCUGAAUUUGAAUUCACCGAUGUGAAAGAAGAAAAUGAUGGUCAAAUUCCUCCAGUCCUUGAUAGAGCUUUGCAGGGCGAAGAUCUCAUCUACAUGAAGGCUCUCUACUAUACUCUUCCAUUGGCUUAUGUGUCAGUCACAAAGCUUCAAAGCUCCUUCCAGGGAGAAGUAAGCCAAACAGCAGCAAGAAAGAUAAUUGAUAAAAUGACCAGGGAUGGGUUUGUUGAAGCUAAAGGCAACAAAAGGCUAGGAAAACGCGUGAUCCAUUCUGAGCUGACCCAGAGAAAAUUCAUCGAGGUCCAAAAAGCUUUAGGUGCUGCUGAAGCUAUGGAUGUUGAUGACUGUGAACCAAAUAGCAAGUCCAAACAAACUGGUUACCGUGUAAAUGGAAGCAACCGAGACAUCUCAACAUGCGGUGUUCUCCACUCAAUCGGAUCAGAUUUAACACGAAUGAAAGUGACCUCUGAUGCAAAUACUACUGACUCCAUGAGUGGACCAAACAUGCCAAAGGAAAAAGAGCCAGGAAGCACCCCAAUAAGCAGGGCUGGGCCAGUUGCUUCAAGGGAGAGUUUUGCGCACAGGAAAGAGAUCAGCACAGCAAAUGCAAGUGGAAUUGCGAACGAAGGCGACGCUGAUACAAUUAUCUGCAGCAAAUCGUCCCAGGACAAGCGCCCCAGGAAAACUAGCGCUGUCAAGGAACCUAUCCAUCAAAAUAUGAAGCGUCAGAAAUUGCAGGCUACAUGA